Girardinichthys multiradiatus is the source of this 3739-nucleotide messenger RNA. RefSeq names its product C-X-C chemokine receptor type 2-like. The record is from RefSeq and is a predicted model, not a curated record. Gene Ontology annotation, cellular component: membrane. Gene Ontology annotation, molecular function: G protein-coupled receptor activity. Gene Ontology annotation, biological process: G protein-coupled receptor signaling pathway; immune response. The coding region runs from base 729 to 1634 and encodes 301 amino acids. Lineage: Eukaryota; Metazoa; Chordata; Actinopteri; Cyprinodontiformes; Goodeidae. The transcript has a single exon.
GCUACUUUGCAAAUAAGUAUGGGUAAAAAUGUCACUCCAUAGCUUUGCAACAAUGGUAGAGACAUAACCAAACCCACAGCUGUAAGUGCUAAUACUGGCUCAGGGGAUCUGAAUAAAGGUGUGCUUUGUUUUAACAAAAAUGAGAAAAGAUUAAAUGGCUAUUAAUAUUUUUACAAGGCUCUGUAAUACUUUGUACUAAACCAUUAAUAGUAAUAAAAUAGGAAAAUGCCUGACCCAUUAAGUGUCAAAAACUUGUCAGGAUUUUGUUGGAGUUAAAUGUAAAUUCUGAACAGUGGAUCGUUUCCUGUGGAGGCAUCUGCCUUUUCCUUGCAAACAAUCAUUCUAAUCCAAGACUAAUCAGGACGAGUUUAAGGUCUAUUGGUGGUUGAACUCCACCUUGUCAUGUCUAAAAUAUAUUCUAACUUAACAGAAAGAGGAACACAGGCAGCAGCAAACAGAAUCACACCUUUCAUAAGCCAAUUAGAUAGCAUAAUCAGAAAUGAGGGCUAGAGUCCAUUGAUCAAGUUGUCAGUUUCUAUUGUGCAAACACAAUCUAACCAAGCAUUUCUAGAACGCAUAACAAAAUAUGAAAACUUAACCUAGGAUAUACUGCCCCUUUUUAGUGGUUGGGGCUUUUCAAUUCCUCUUUAAAAUACCACCUUAUUUCCGUGACAGCUCAUUUACCACAGUUAACUGUUGAAUGCAUAACCUUUCCAGCCAACUGCACCAUGGAUAAUUUUUCCACCACAGCCCCUUCUAAUCUUUCUUCUCAAGGACUUCUACCUCAUCGUGCCUGGAUAUCUAAUGGGCUGAUCCCUGCGAUGGUGCUGUCCCUCUGCUUUCUGCUUGGAGUUCCUGGAAAUAUCGCUGUGAUUAUUUUAAAGCCCAACUGGCAGAACAUGUCCCACGUGAGCCAGAGUUUGAUGCUGAAUCUGGCUAUUUCUGACCUGCUCUCUCUACUGACUCUACCCCUGUGGAUUUAUGCUCUGCUUAAAACCUGGAACUUUGGAUUGGUGGCCUGUAAGCUUCUAGGUUACAUUGUGUACUGUAACCUUUAUGGCAGCCUGCUGACUGUGACGAUGUUGAGUGUACAGCGCUACUUUGUGGUGGUGCACCAAUGGAGGUGCAGUCAGGUACAAAAAAGACUGGUUCUGCUCUGGCUUGUCGCUAUGAUCCUGUCCAUCCCUGCUUUGGUGACUGAACAGCUGCAAACUAACCAGCAGUGGAGAUACUGCUACCCUCAGUUUUCAUCUAAGGCUCAGGGAGUGGCAAUGCUGCUGUCAGAGAUCACAUCUGGAUUUGUUUGCCUUUCUGUGGUGGCCUAUUGCUACAUUCGCCUCCACAGGAAGGUUUGCCAGGCAGCCUUUUUCAACAAUCCACAGACGACCAGGCUGCUAACCAGUAUCAUUGUAAGCAACUUUGCUCUGUGGUCACCUGUUCAUAGCAUAAAUGUUUUGGUUUUGGGAGCUAUAUGCUUUAAAAAUAAUAGCCUGUUAAAAUAUUGUGUAGACAUAUGGGACAUUGUCAAGGGACUUGCAUUUUUAAAUAAUUGCCUUAAUCCACUGCUGUAUGCCUUUACUUCUCAGAAAAUAUGCACAGUUUGCCAAAACCAAGGAAAUACGCAAAUACCAUAGCAAAAACUUUCAUUUACAAUUAAAAACAUAAUUUAUUUUUUAAAGAUUUUUGCAGUACAAGUGGCCUUUAUUUUUCCAGUAUUCUUUUUCUCAAAAUAAGCAGAUAGGAAAUGGGGGGCAGGGAAGGGAAAGACAUAUGGCAAAUGUUCAGGGCUCGAACCCAGGGAGGCCGCAUCGAGGACUGAAGCCUCUGUAUGUGGGUCAUGCACUUAACCCCUACACCACCAGUGCCGCGGCUAAAACUGUAUUCUUGGUUUAGAGAAAAGAACAAAGCAGUGUUGUUAUAUUUCUGUUAAUUCACUUCAUUUAUCAAAAACGGAAAAAAAAGAAAUUUUUAUAUAUAUUUUUUAAUUUUAGGAAAUAUAAGCUAAAAUCACCAGCUACAACUUCUCAUUUUAAUUAUUCUUCAGUGAAUUUUUUUUUUCUUCUGGAUUUUCCUUACUUAUUUUUUCUUGUCUUUGUAAUUUUACCUUGCACCAUUCAGUUUUCUCUUUUGCUCUUAUUAGUUUUUUUUUUUUUACAUUGAACUUGACUUGAUAUGUAUUGAGGUGUAUGAUAUAUUUAGUUAACAUUUGCAUUGGUAAAAACCUAGUUAUGGACUAAAGUUAGUUUCAGAACAUUUGUUAGAGUAAGAACAUACAGGAGCAAACUAGGAUUCAUUUCCAUCCAGCAGUUACUUCGGGCCCAUGUCUCUUUUGGCCUGUUCUCGUCUAACAGUACAUUCCUUCUCCAAGCAAGGAUUGCUUGUCUAUUACAUUUUUGCAUUUGUACCUGCCAUAAUGCUCCUUAAGAAUUUUAACACAAAAUCAAAAUCUAAAAUAAAUUUACUACACUGGAGAGAUUCUGUACUAAAAAACAGGAACAGAAUUAUGUUUGGGCACUUUUUGUGCAUAUUAAAAAGGUCUAUAACAUAUGUUGUGCAUGUGUGACACCUAAAAAUAAAACUUUUCUAGGAUUUGCUUUUGUCAUGUCUUUCUUUGUUUUGUUCACAAAAUAAACCCUGUUUAAAUGAGGAUGAUUGGUUAAGUUAUGCAAACAGAAAGACUAAAAAACUAUGGAUUUGGAAACUAUGUGAUUUUGGUUGAUUAAGAAGCUUAAUGUAUUAUUUUAGACAGAUGUUUAAAGCACACAUCUUCAAACUUAGGGUCUAUGAUAAUAGCUUGAGGCUGCUUGGUGGUGCAGUUGGUAGCACUGUUGCCUUGCACCAAGAAGGUCCUGGGUUUGACUCCUGGCCAGGAGUCUUUCUGCAUGGAGUUUGCAUAUUCUUUCCAUGCAUGCCCUGGUUUUCUCUGGGUACUUUGGUUUCCUCCCACAGUUCAAAAACAUGAUAGUUAUGUUAAUUGGUCUCUCUAAAUUGCCCUUCGGUAUGAAUGGUUGUGUGCAUGGUUGUUUGUCCGGUGUGCCUCUGUGUUUCCCUGCAAUGGACUGGAGACCUGCCCACACUGUUCCCUGCCUAUUGCCCGUAGACUGCUGCAGAUAGGCACCAGCUCCUCCACAACACUGUACGGAAGAAGCAGGUAUAGAACAUGGAUGGAUGGAAAGCACCUCGAGAUAGCUUAGAAUUAGGUCUGUUGUCAAUGGCGUGUGGCAAAAAGUGUCUUAAAGACAAUAUUUAUUUAUAUAUUACAUAUACAUAUAUUAUUAUUUGAAUACACACACAAAAACACACUCCAGGACUAUUAAAAGAUAGUCUUCAACUUUUUAUUCCUGUUUGUUCUACUAUAAUUAAUGUUGAGUUGUUCUCUCUUGCAGUGGUACUUAAUACACAUGUGUUGAAGUGGCAUUUGUCUUGAUAGGGAAAACAUUAAAUGGUGCAGUUAAAUGUCAUAGUGUUCUGUGAUCUAUUAAUACCACAGGCUGUGGUAUUUCACAGCAGGCUGUGGUGUUUCGGGGAGGGGGGGUGGGUGGGUUGCCUCAUCGCUAAAAUACGCUGGCUUGGAACCAGCUUUUCAUGGUUAAUGGUUUGCUUCUGGAGAAGAGGUGGUCUUAUCCUGCAGGCCUCUACAAGUACUACCUUCACAGAUGCUGGUUGUGAAUAAGAGACAUUCGGAGCCCAUGGAAGGUAUGUGAAUUGUUCAAUGUUACCCUGGCAGAUUGCAAGAAAA